Sabethes cyaneus is the source of this 1218-nucleotide messenger RNA. RefSeq names its product venom serine protease-like. Lineage: Eukaryota; Metazoa; Arthropoda; Insecta; Diptera; Culicidae. The record is from RefSeq and is a predicted model, not a curated record. Gene Ontology annotation, biological process: proteolysis. The transcript is spliced from 5 exons. Bases 1 to 1218 code for a protein of 405 amino acids. Gene Ontology annotation, molecular function: serine-type endopeptidase activity.
AUGGGGCAAGCUGUUUUCCAGGAACUGUUUGCUCGGCUGUUGACUCCGGUUGCGAUUUAUGCGGUAGUUUGCUCAUCCUUCGUAAGCUUUGCGCAAGGACAGUACACGGGCUGCGAUUACUACCAGCAAGUUGCCUCGGGUCAGACAUACGCUGUCUUCUCGCCUAAUUAUGGAAACCUCUAUCCAGCCAACACGUACUGCCGCUGGACGUUGGUUACCACUCCCGGGUCGAGGAUUGCUCUGUCUUGUCCCGACGUCUACAUUCCACAGAGCACAUCCUGUUACUACGAUAAAUUACUGAUCUCCGCCGGGGGCAAAACCGACCUGUCUGAUGCGAAAGCUUACUGUGGAACCGGAACGAUAACAACGGAGUCGACCGGCAGUGGUAUGGUUAUCACACUUGAAGCAGGAGCUACCAGCUACGGGGGAAGGUUUUACUGUACGGCUAAGAAAAUCGAUUGUCAGUGCGGCAUGAGGCGUAAGAAAAAGAUCGUUGGCGGAACAGAAACGCUUGUGAACGAGUUUCCGAUGAUGGCUGCCCUAGAUGACACCGCAGCGAACAAUGGAUUUUUAUGCGGGGCUACAAUAAUAACGCCCUAUCACACAAUCACUGCCGCCCACUGCCCGGUCGGUCACAGCAUCUCGAACUUGGUGGUGCAAGUUGGUGACCACGAUGUCGCAUCCGCAACGGAAACACCAUACACGGCAACCUAUCGUGUGGCAUCCAUCAAGAUUCACGAAUCGUACAAUGCGACCACCAGCUUGAAUGAUCUCGCAAUCAUUCGAACGCAAACUCAGAUGAUCUUCAACACUGGCGUCAGCCCCGUUUGUCUACCGUUCAAGUACUAUCAGUCCACGUUCGUCGGAAUGGAGCUGGAAGCCGUUGGUUGGGGAUCUACCGAUUUCGGAGAUGCCAAGUCGAAGGUACUGCUGAAGGUCGACCUUCCCGUAAUCGAUCCGGGCAAAUGCUUCCAAACUUAUAAAAACUUUGCAGCCACGCAAAUCUGUACCUUGGCGGUGGGGAAAGAUACGUGCCAAGGUGACUCGGGCGGGCCGUUAUUCUACACGGAUUACUACAAUGGGCUGGUCUAUUUGGUGGGUGUCGUCAGCUACGGUAUGGCCUGUGCAACAAACGACCCGAGUGUAAGCACCCGAGUAACUGAUUACUUAAAUUGGAUCAUGCAAAACACUCCUGAAUGGACGUAUUGUUACCAGUGA